CCUAAAAUAUUACUAUUCCAAUAACUCUAUUUUAAGUAGAUUCAUGAAAUUAUGACAAAACAAUGACCACAUCUUCCCUUCUUUUUGUGUCGUGUUGGUUGUUUAUAACCACCGGUAACUCUCAACAACCUCUUUCUAAGCUUCCUUUUAACGUACCUACGAAACUCCAAAACCUCUCUGUUCUUUUCCUCUCUGUCUUUGAAAGAGUAUGGAGGAAGAGGCAGAGAUUGAUCGGUUACCAAUAGACUUGUUGGCUCAUAUAUUGGUGAUGAUCACUUCUUUCACCGAUUUAGCCCAGGCAAGUGGGGUUUGUAGGAAAUGGAAACAAGGGGUGAAACAGGCUCUGGCUAGAAGACAGACUCUGAGUUUUGCUGGUUGUAAGAUGGAUGAUGAUUCCACUGCUCGUCUCAUUCGCCAUGCUUAUAGCGUCAAAGAACUCGACAUCUCAAGGAGUCGUUGGGGUUGCCAAAUAACUGACAAUGGACUAUACCAAAUAUCAUCGGCAAAGUGUAUUAGCAACUUGACAUCAAUUUCCCUUUGUAUGACAGGGAUCACUGACAAAGGUGUUGUUCAAUUGAUAAUAAGAGCCAAUUCCUUGCAACACCUGAAUGUUGGUGGUACAUUUAUCACGGAUGAAUCCUUGUCUGCCAUUGCCGAUAGCUGCCCACGUUUAAAGAGCCUUGUCCUAUGGAGUUGCCGUCAUGUUACAGAAAAUGGGCUGUUUGUUCUUGUAAGUAAAUGUAGCAAACUAGAGUCGAUCAAUGUAUGGGGGACUAGAGUUCCCUUAGACUGUUUCUUGAGUUUGCUUACCAUCCGCCCAGCUCUUCAAAUAAAACCACAAGGCUUGCCAUUAAAUGUUGGAGCUGUUCCCAUGCUACCAGUUGUGUUCUUGUGAUCGCUUUUGCACAUGCUGCGGGUACAGAUCAUAUUCUUCUGGGAAUUUCAAUUGUCAUCAUAUGAAUUUGCUGAUUCAAUAAAUUGAAAGUUCUGGUGAAUUAUUU
Molecule: messenger RNA, 1001 nt
Organism: Durio zibethinus
Lineage: Eukaryota; Viridiplantae; Streptophyta; Magnoliopsida; Malvales; Malvaceae
Product: F-box protein At5g67140-like
Biological process (GO): SCF-dependent proteasomal ubiquitin-dependent protein catabolic process
Cellular component (GO): SCF ubiquitin ligase complex
Molecular function (GO): protein binding
Source: RefSeq, a predicted model, not a curated record